AUCAUGGCAUUACCUUUGCACUAUGUAAAUCACCUAGACUAAAGCUGGGGCUACUGUCCCCAGGUGAGCCUUCCCUGCAAAGCCUUGUCUCCUUUUCUUUCCUCUUUUCUCCUUAACCAGCCUCACCAGCCACUUUCCUGUUCUAGGUGCUGCCCAUCCCCAGGUCCCUAGCACACGUGUACUGUCCUGUCUCCUGGGACACUACCCCAGUGCUUUACCUGGCUGAUCAAAUGAUAAAUCCAAGGUCAAUCCUCCUGGAUCCUCACCACCACCAGCAGCUGGGCAUGUACACCCCCCUCUGUAACUUUAACAGUAUCCACCAUGAUCCAAAGUUUCUUCACUUGUGUUUGUGUUUACUUGUCUUUGCCCAAGCUCUGCGGGAGCAGGUGUAACCCCUUUUCAUUCCUGCAUGUCCAGCACCCAGGACAGUGCCUGGUACAGAGGAGGAACUCACUAUAUCUGCCCACAGCAGUACAUCCCUGGCUGGAUGCCUGAACAAAAAGCCCCACUGAGUGAGCAUCCCAGCCUCUCAGUACCUUUGUUAGCUUUUUACCUCCCUGGGAUACUGUGACUUCUGUAAGAAGUGGCCAAAAGAAGCACAUGGCUCAAUGACUUGCCACAGCCACUGAGAACUGAAUGAGCCUGUUAGCAGCAAAUCAGCAGGCCCGAGAGUGGACACGCAGAACCUGGAAGAGAUGGGUACCUUCCUAGGCUACUCUUCUGCUUGGUGACAUAACUCUAGCUUCCCCAUGCUUCAUCAGGGACUGCCAUGAGAAAAUGGAGAGGUCUUCUCCCUGUCGUUCAGGCAGCAUAUCCGAGAAAGCCGCACACAGAGAUUAAAAUGCAUCCCCGAGGGCAGCUGCCCCUGCUCUUUGGUACACACAUGCACUGUACUCUUUCUGGUCUAGUGUGCUGUGUUUUUCUGACCAACGAUUUAUAUUGUCUUCAUCAACAUGAGUUAACUUUGUAUAGUAGAAUAUUUUGCACAAGGUUUUAUGUUAUUAUGUAAUUAGUAGGAUUGCUAUUUUCUUUUAAAAAGGAUUUAUUUAUUAUUAUAUGUAAGUACACUAUAGCUGUCUUCAGACACACAAGAAGAUGGAAUCAGAUCUCACUACAGAUGGUUGUGAGCCACCAUGUGGUUGCGGGGAUUUGAACUCAGGACCUUCGGGAGAGCAGUCAAUGCUCUUAACUGCUGAGCCAUCUCACCGGUCCCCAAGAUUGCUAUUUUCAUAGGUAGUUGAGCUACAAAUAAUGUAAACCUUAAGUAUGCCAAGAUGUCAAAUAAACAAACAAACAAACAGAUAGACAGGUAAGUUAAUCUUAUAUGCACAUUUUUUGAGAGACAAUAUAACGCUGUACCUAUAUUGUAUUAGAGACUAUGGUGGGGGGCUUCCUCAUUUUUAUUUAUUCAUUUAUUUUGCAUCAUUGUAAACUCAAGUCUCUGCUCUAUCCCCCUCUGCAAUUUUCAAUUAUUUGUUUCUAGAAACGUCUCAUUGCUUCUAGCAAAGUUAAAAUAUUCUUUUAUCUUGAUAGAUGUUAGAGAAUACUUACUGACUUGACUGUCAGCCUGAGGCUUUAUCAGUCAAUAACUUUCCAAACAAGGAACUCUGGAGACGGGGUCAGGAAAAGUAUAAAAUUCAGCUGUUCGCAAAGUCCUUACAGGAAAUCAAGAUCGAGGACCCUAGAAAACACUGAAACACCAUUCAAAGUGUAUAGAUGUAUGUGCAAAUAAAUGUAUAGAAUGCAGGGGAGCAGUCUCCUGCAGGUGUGCAAUUAGAUGUAUAGAUUGCAUGGGAGCACUCUCCUGCAGGCAUGACAGAAAAUGAGAUCAGAAUGCCAUGCUGAAGAGAGGACACCCUCGAAUCCAGAAACCUGCAACCACCAAUUGAGUGACCUGGGUACCCAGAGGGCCAUUUUCAAACAGGCCAUGAGGCACUGGGAGAAGCACACCUGUGUGACCUUCGUAGAGAGGACAGAUGAGGAAAGCUUCAUUGUAUUCAGUUACAGGACCUGUGGUUGUUGUUCCUACGUGGGACGCCGAGGAGGUGGCCCGCAGGCCAUAUCCAUCGGGAAAAACUGUGACAAGUUCGGCAUUGUGGCUCACGAGCUGGGCCAUGUGGUUGGGUUCUGGCAUGAACACACUCGGCCAGACCGAGACCAACAUGUCACCAUCAUCAGAGAAAACAUCCAGCCAGGUCAGGAGUAUAAUUUCUUAAAAAUGGAAGCCGGCGAGGUGAGCUCUCUGGGAGAGACCUACGACUUCGACAGCAUCAUGCACUAUGCCCGGAACACCUUCUCAAGAGGAGUUUUCUUAGACACCAUCCUCCCCCGUCGAGACGACAAUGGCGUCAGGCCAACCAUUGGCCAACGCGUGCGGCUCAGUCAGGGAGAUAUAGCUCAAGCCAGGAAGCUGUACAAAUGCCCAGCAUGUGGGGAGACACUACAGGACACGACAGGAAACUUUUCGGCACCUGGUUUCCCAAAUGGCUACCCCUCCUAUUCCCACUGCGUCUGGAGGAUCUCCGUCACCCCAGGGGAAAAGAUCAUCCUAAAUUUCACCUCCAUGGAUUUGUUUAAGAGCCGCCUGUGCUGGUACGAUUACGUGGAGAUCCGGGAUGGUUACUGGAGAAAGGCCCCCCUGUUGGGGAGGUUCUGUGGCGAUAAGAUACCUGAGUCCCUUGUCUCCUCGGACAGCCGGCUCUGGGUGGAAUUCCGUAGCAGCAGCAGCAGCCUGGGCAAAGGCUUCUUUGCUGUAUAUGAAGCCAUGUGUGGGGGAGACAUAACCAAAGAUGCAGGCCAGAUUCAGUCUCCCAACUACCCUGACGACUACAGACCUUCCAAGGAAUGUGUGUGGAGGAUCACAGUGCCCGACGGGUUCCAUGUGGGACUUACCUUCCAGUCCUUCGAGAUCGAAAGGCAUGACAGUUGUGCAUAUGACUAUCUGGAAAUCCGAGACGGUCCCACAGAGGACAGCACCCUGAUUGGCCACUUCUGUGGCUACGAGAAGCCGGAGGCCGUGAAAUCCAGCGCUAACCGACUGUGGGUGAAGUUUGUGUCCGACGGCUCCAUCAAUAAAGCGGGCUUUGCAGCCAAUUUCUUCAAGGAGGUGGAUGAGUGCUCCUGGCCAGACCAUGGUGGAUGUGAGCAGCGCUGUGUAAACACACUCGGCAGCUACACGUGUGCCUGUGACCCUGGCUACGAACUGGCUGCCGACAAGAAGACAUGUGAAGUGGCCUGUGGUGGCUUCAUUACCAAGCUAAACGGCACCAUCACCAGCCCUGGAUGGCCGAAGGAGUAUCCCACCAACAAGAACUGUGUCUGGCAGGUGGUGGCUCCCGUGCAGUACCGCAUCUCACUGCAGUUCGAAGCCUUUGAGCUGGAAGGCAAUGACGUCUGUAAGUAUGACUUCGUAGAGGUGCGCAGUGGCCUGUCCCCAGAUGCCAAGCUUCACGGCAAAUUCUGUGGCUCCGAGACCCCGGAGGUCAUCACAUCGCAGAGCAACAACAUGCGAGUGGAAUUCAAGUCUGACAACACCGUCUCCAAGCGAGGCUUCAGGGCUCACUUCUUCUCAGACAAAGACGAGUGUGCCAAAGACAAUGGCGGCUGCCAGCAGGAGUGUGUCAACACGUUCGGGAGUUACCUGUGCAGAUGCAGGAACGGGUACCGACUGCAUGAGAACGGACACGACUGCAAAGAGGCUGGCUGCGCCUACAAGAUCAGCAGUGCAGAGGGGACCCUGAUGAGUCCUAACUGGCCAGACAAAUACCCCAGCCGGAAGGAAUGUACCUGGAACAUUUCAUCAACCGCAGGCCACAGGGUGAAAAUUACAUUCAGUGAGUUCGAGAUUGAGCAGCACCAGGAAUGUGCCUAUGACCACCUGGAACUGUACGAUGGGACAGACAGCUUGGCCCCCAUCCUUGGCCGCUUCUGCGGCAGCAAGAAGCCGGAUCCCGUGGUGGCGACAGGCAGCAGCCUAUUCCUCAGGUUUUACUCGGACGCCUCAGUGCAGCGGAAAGGCUUCCAGGCUGUGCACAGCACAGAGUGUGGGGGCAGGCUGAAGGCUGAAGUACAGACCAAAGAGCUCUAUUCCCAUGCCCAGUUUGGGGACAACAACUACCCGAGCCAGGCCCGCUGUGACUGGGUGAUAGUGGCAGAAGACGGUUAUGGCGUGGAGCUGAUAUUCCGGACCUUUGAAGUUGAGGAGGAAGCUGACUGUGGCUACGACUUCAUGGAGGCUUAUGAUGGGUACGACAGCUCGGCACCCAGGCUCGGCCGCUUCUGUGGCUCAGGGCCAUUAGAGGAAAUCUACUCCGCCGGAGACUCGCUAAUGAUCCGCUUCCACACGGACGACACCAUCAACAAGAAAGGCUUUCACGCCCGGUACACUAGCACCAAGUUCCAAGACGCCUUGCACAUGAGGAAGUAGCGCCUCAGUUCUGGAAAGGCAGAGAGACUGAGGGUGUUUUAAACACUUGCGAGUGAGCAGCCUCCCAUGUACAGUGUUUUUUCUCCACAACAAAAACCCAAACUAUGUUCUUGAAACUCUAUAUCUGGGUGACAGUACAUGCCUUUGGCCAACGGGAGGAGAGAGAGGGGCCGUUGGUUCUGGCUGUGGCGUUAUCAGUCGCAGCUUCUGGAGGAGGUCAAAGUUUGAUGUUAGCGACCAAACAGGAUGACUUCUUCACAUUUGUCUCUAAGCUUUGCUCCUGUGGCUCCGAAGGCCAGCCUGGGGCAAAAGGACAGCUUAGGGCAAAAGACUGCCUCUCUCUCAACUCUGGCCCGGCUUCCAUAGAUGGCAUGAGCCCAGUGUGCUGGUGACUUGGCUGCCCUCUGACUACUGGGCAUGGAGGAUUAUAGAUUGGCAGCGGCUUCGCUGAUACUCGCAGGUGUGGCUGAACGCUUCUGUGCAGUUCUACCAGAGUCAAGCCAAUCAAGAAACCGGAGACCGUGGACACGAGAGUUAAGGUGGCAUCCCAGGGCACAGGGAGGGGGCUCAACCUGGGAACCACAUAAUGGCGCUGGAAGACCUUGAGCAUCUUCCUCUGGCCCUGCUUGUCCUUGUCACCUCUGGGGAGCCCCUGUCAUCAGUCUCCAUUCAGAAAGGAGAACCCACGGUCACUCCUAGCAGAACAUUCGCUGGCGAGCACCCCCAGGUUGCUGAGAGGACGCCUAGCUUCACCCAAUAUUUCUCCUCUGCUCAGAGGCUUAGAAGAUGAUGUCACCUGCGCUGGGGUUCCCAGAUGUCACCUGGGCUGGGGUUCCCAUGGGCUUCCAGGAACCUCCCAGCUGAAGGCACCUGCUCUGGCGAACCUCAGCCGCUGGACAGCCAGUUCAAACAGCAUCUGCGAGACGUGUCAAGUCAUCUCAGGACCAAUCCACGUCUCACUGGGAGAAAACUAGUAAUUCCACAUUAUCUAAGAGCCACCGUCUCUGGAACAAGGUGGUCUGUGGUACGACUCAUGUAACCAGACAGGUUAGAGUGCGUGGACGGCUUUGCUGGGAUUAACCGGGACCCAGCCGCCCUCUUGCACUCAGAAUUCUCAGCACCCCUGCACUUGCUCUAGCGGCGUGUUAAGGGUGAUGUUUACAUAAUUUUAGCACCUCAAGGUAUAAUCGAAAUAGUGAGGUAGUUUUGAAUGGCAUUUCGUUAAGGCAUCUCUGGGCAUUAUGAGCUUAAAAGCUGUGGUACGUUAGCUUUCUAAGAGCAUUUAUGUUGGAAUACUUUUAAAAUAAUGUUUACAUUAACUAACUGCAAGUCCUGUUGGUUGGGUUGGUGGCAAACGCAGGGCGGCGGCACAGGAGACUGUUGCUGUUAGAGAUGGCGUAGCUCCCAAGCACCAGAAUCCCUAUGUGAUGGACUGUCACUUUAAACAAAGCAUAUAUGAAGGCUAAAGGUUCUACUUAAAAAAAAAAUCACAGUAUCCCCAUCAGAGGAUGACGUCCAACUGAAAUAAGUGCUGGGAGUAAGAACUAGGAGACAAAGAAAGGAGAGAAAAAUACAUCCAAGUAUUAUUAUUAUUAAUAAUAUAUGUCUGUAUAUAUGUAUCUAUGUCUGUAUGUAAGGGUCAGCUAUCAAUGCCUUAAUCAAGGCAUUGUGACAGUGCCAACCCACUGACUGUGGCUUAUCAUCAGACUCUGGUGCUGGCCCCACACCUUAUUCCUCUCCCUUCAAAACCAAGACCUCUUCUCUCUUCUCUUGGCUCUGAACUGUAAGCUUCAGCCUCCAUCCUGUCCUGAUCGCUGGCUUCAUAUGGCAAAAGAGACAGCUUAUGCCAUGGUUCUUGUCCACUCAGCCCCACUGGGGUAGAUUCCACAUCUCUGGUGUGUGUGCAUGUGUGUGUGUACGUGUGUGUGUAUGUGUGUGUGCAUGCGUGUGUGUGGGUGUGGGUGUACGUGUGUGUGUGUGUGUGUGUGUGUGUGUACGUGUGCGUGUGCGUGUGUGUAUGUGUGAUUAGCUUUUAUUUUUUGCCUCAUCUUGUCUGGCAAGGGUGGAAUGAAAAUCAGGAUUCAUAAGGUAUCUGUCACCCUCUCGCUCCACACACAUAAAAAUUCUGUAUUUUUAACCUUUAGAAAUGUAACUAAGAUUGGCAAAUUCCAUGGAAAAUAGGAGCUGGGGAGAAUCAGGGUUGGUUUCAGCAUUUGUCACCCUGGUGACACACUGAUAAUUCUUUUUAGUGUGAAUGUUUUCAGAGGCACACAGCUUUAGCGGAGGCCAGCUUACAACAAUAGGGCUCUUAUGAAAGCUCUUAUUUAAGCCUGUGAAUGACAUAUUCCCAGAAGACAGGCUCAGAUUCAACAAAGGCUGCUUGAGCCCCCCCCCCACCCCCUCUGGAAGCCAACACCCACAGGGAUUCACACAUGACACAGGCCCUGCAAUGAACCACAGGCUGGCUUCCAAGAAUAGAAUACCACUCCACAGACAGACCCAGGGGCCCGCUUCGGCCCUUCCAGUUGCUCAGUGGCCUCUCUGGAAAUGUCAUAUGUGGAUGGAUAGAGGGGCUCAAGGGUAGCCCUUAGGUUUACCCUUUAUGUGGGACCAGGCCUGGGGGUGUCAUGGAGCUCUAAGACCUAAAAACUGCCUCUGGGACAAAUGACGUAAGGAAGAGUUUGGAGCCGGGGUCUCCUGCCUGAUGUAAUUCUAUUCUACUCUGAGUCAGCAGAAACUAGAACCUGUCCCCCAGGAUGGAAAACUUCUCCAAACAGCUGAAGCCAGGCCAUGUAUUGAUUCACUAUUUUCUCUAAAGGAUCUUUCUCAGAAUUUCCCUCUACACAGCCAUGGCAUUCAUAAAUUGCCCAGUCUGUUUAAAAUAAUUCUCUAAACACAGUUCACCAGCAAAUCUACGUAGGAUCACGCUGUAAGUCUUGCCCCGUUGCUCUGCACGGUUCUUGGUGUUGCUCACGCAGUCUGGGAAGAGAUGGCCCCUUAGCAUCCACAGAUGUUUUUUAAAGUUUGCUUUGCAGAUUGUGAUCAAAGUUCCAAUCGCCAACCCCAAAUAUCUAAAAAUGUUCUUAAAAAAAAAGAAAAGUGUUAUCUAUAAAUAUAAAGGUAUUUUUAUUUUGAGUAAUUUUACAUUUCGUGUUAAAUGUCAGUUGGCAAGAACAUGGGGAGAUGGUAACCUUGUUUGAAAAUUGAUGGCUUCAUUAAAGAAUGUGGCUUUUGGUGCUGUG
This is a messenger RNA of Mus musculus (house mouse), 7668 nucleotides long. RefSeq names its product tolloid-like 2 (gene Tll2). Gene Ontology annotation, molecular function: zinc ion binding; metallopeptidase activity; metalloendopeptidase activity. The transcript has 18 exons. Gene Ontology annotation, biological process: proteolysis. The coding region runs from base 1823 to 4426 and encodes 867 amino acids. The record is from RefSeq and is a predicted model, not a curated record. NCBI's taxonomy places the organism in Eukaryota, Metazoa, Chordata, Mammalia, Rodentia, Muridae. Gene Ontology annotation, cellular component: extracellular region.